This is a messenger RNA of Nerophis ophidion (straightnose pipefish), 5044 nucleotides long. It is a transcript of the gene gjb3, whose product is annotated as gap junction protein beta 3. Gene Ontology annotation, biological process: cell communication. The record is from RefSeq and is a predicted model, not a curated record. The transcript is spliced from 3 exons. The coding region runs from base 301 to 1185 and encodes 294 amino acids. Gene Ontology annotation, cellular component: connexin complex. Lineage: Eukaryota; Metazoa; Chordata; Actinopteri; Syngnathiformes; Syngnathidae.
CAUGCGCGCGCGCACUCACGCGCACGAUCCCGCACACUCACACGUUACUCAAGGCUGCGCUCCUUUCUCUACCUGUCCGCACUCACUCUUCUUUUUCACGACCUGAAGGGAUUCCCACAGAGAAACGGACAGAAUGUGUCGGACGAACAUUUAAUCGAUUGCCAUCUCGACUAGAAAUGGACUAAAGAGCACUUUUUAGCGUGUUUUGACCCUUCCGGAGACCGGGGACCAAACUUGAGGAAAGCCCUAAAGCCUGGCAAAGAAGAAGACUUCCAAAAAAGGACAUAGACAGCUAAAGACAUGGACUGGAAGACCUUCCAAGCCCUCCUCAGCGGGGUGAACAAGUACUCCACUGCAUUCGGCCGUGUUUGGCUCUCGGUGGUGUUUGUGUUCAGGGUGAUGGUGUACGUGGUGGCGGCGGAGAGGGUGUGGGGAGACGACCAGAAGGACUUUGACUGCAACACCAAGCAGCCCGGCUGCGCCAACGUCUGCUACGACUACUACUUCCCCAUCUCCCACAUCCGCCUGUGGGCGCUGCAGCUCAUCUUCAUCACCUGCCCGUCCUUCAUGGUGGUGAUGCACGUGGCGUACCGCGAUGAGCGCGAGCGCAAGCACCGAGCCAAGCACGGCGAGGGCCCCAAGCUGUACAGCAACACGGGAAAGAAGCACGGCGGCUUGUGGUGGACGUACCUCAUAAGCCUUUUUGUCAAGACGGCUAUUGAAAUCGCCUUCCUUUACAUCCUGCACCACAUCUACAACAGUUUCUACCUGCCCAGGCUGGUCAAGUGCGAGGUGUCGCCGUGCCCCAACACGGUGGACUGCUACAUCGGCCACCCCACCGAGAAGAAAGUCUUCACCUACUUCAUGGUGGGGGCCUCGGCGCUUUGCAUCAUCCUCAACAUCUGCGAGAUUAUUUACCUCAUCGCCAAGCGGAUCUUAAGGAUCGUGAACAAGCGCAACAAGGGAAGCCACAACCUCCCCGAGUGGUCACAAAACGAAGCCUUCAACAAUCGCGUCCGGCCUUUGUCCAAGAUGGACCUUGAGGAUGAGCUUCCGCCCAAUAUGGACCUGGAGGACAAGCCGCCGUCGUUCAAUUCGGCAAACAAAACAGAGUACAGACUUUCCAAGCUGAAGCUGGAUGACAAACUCCGGUCUUCGGCACCAAACUUGUCCAUUCCUUACUGAGCCCAGCAAAGCGGAGGUUAAGAUGAGAACCACGAGCGGUGACGCAUAUGGCAGGCUUUGAAAACACACACAUUGUUUCUCUGUGUGUGUGUGGAAGCUGAGUCAUUGAGCGCACACCUUAGGACUCUUUCUGAGCUUAUGAACUUUGGCUUGCAAGUCGCAAUCCACAACACACACCAGCUACAGCGGAUCAAUUUUACAUAGAUUGUUCUGGAACCUGCCUUUUGAACGUCACAAGCGCACACAGUACAUUUCAUCAAGCGUCACGUUGAUGUGACAAUGAUGCCUGCAAGCAGGCCCCAGCUUAAUGAGGAGUAGUUGUGAUUGUGGAAUGUGGACACACGGCAAUGGCUGACAACCGAGCUUGAAAAUAUGCCAACUUGUUUUUCCAUACCAUAACUUGACCUAUAGAGGUGAUACAAGGCAUACCCUUAAUGCAUUUCUUCAGUAAAGUACAUUCUAGCAUGCAGCCCCCUCAGUAGCUGUUUCACAACCUGCCCACUGCUGAUUUAAAUCACUAGAAAGGAAUACUGCUGUUUCCAUCACAGUCCUUCAUACAAUUAUUUGUAUUUGUUUAUUUUUAUACAUAUUAAAUUUAUUGAAAAAAAAAAAAGACUCUGGACUGCUUAUAGACGCCACACUACUGUGACCCCAAACUCUUCCAGCAUCAAUCAGUAGAUGUGAUAACAGAAAAUGAUGUCACUUAAUGGCUGGAAAAUCAAGACCUGGUCUUUGGAAUUUUAAGUCGGAAGUAAGAAUCUCAGCUUGCUCGUCCGACAGGUUCGUACAAGGUGCGGCAGUAAGACUGUUAUCGUUAACUCUAAAUGAUUUCCUUCACAAACCGUAUAAAUGAUUGUUUGCACAUCCUGACAUGGUGUAACAAAUAUGGAUAAAUUAGGCCAUGUGCUUGUCGCCUCAUGAAACAGUGUGGGAUGUAACGAUAUUAAAAUUUCAUUUCACGGUCAAUGUUGAAUGUGCUCCAAAAUAGUUUUACACAUUAUAAAAUCUUUUUGAAGGUGAAAGUCACUUUUUUUGCUUUUUUUCUAUAAUUCACAAACCUUUUAAGAGACAAGAACCCAAUUGUUUUAAUGCAUUCUAUCUCAAAUUAUCAUAAGUCAACUUACAAUGGAGCCAUGACGUCAUUGCUUCUAUUGCGACCGUAAAACCCAAUAACCAUCCAAAAAGCACCAACAAGAGUUCAUUUUCAUUUUGUGAUUUUAAUAUUAAUCCCAUUUUAGCGAUAUUGUUAUUAGAAGCACUAACAUUACGGACCUACGUUUAGAUAACUUUCCUUAUAAACAGGCUGUACUUGUAUAGCGCUUUUCUACCUUCAAGGUACUCAAAGCGCUUUGACACUACUUCCACAUUUACCCAUUCACACACUGACGGAGCGCGGCCAUGCAAGGCGCUAACCAGCACCCAUCGGGAGCAAGGGUGAAGUGUAUUGCUCAGGACACAACGGACGUGACGAGGUUGUUACUAGGUGUGGAUUGAACCAGGAAACUUUUUGGUUGCACACUGCCACUCCACCACCGCGCCAUGCCGUGGCCAUUAUAUGGCUCUCAUGGAAAUACCUUUAUGCUGCUGUAUUGAUAUCACCAGCUGGUGAGCUGCUGUCUCACGUUGGUUUUAGAUUAUAAAUUAUAAAUAAUAUCUCUCCCCUUGAUAGUAGAAAGUUGUGGACAUAAACAGAUAAGUUGGUCCACUUGCACAGCCAAUUUAGACCCGGAAGUGGCUAAAAAGACCCGAAAAGACGCUUGGUUGCACACACCCUUUUUUGUUUGCAAGGAUUAUGAUUAAUUCAUUUAAACAGGAAUAUAACAACAUCCUAGCAGUCAGAGCAGACAUUGUACAGUAAGGGAUAUUUUCUUAUGUUAGUUGGCCCUCAUGAAGUCUGCAGUGAGCUGUUAUCAGUGAUAAAGUUGGGGGGGGGAAAGACGAUUGUCGGGAAGCGUUUUGGAAAUGAACACGCCACCGUAUGCUUAAAAUGAGCAAAUUCCAUCCAUUUUCUACCGCGUAUUGCCUUUUGGGGUCGCUCAGCUACAAUCGGGCGGAAGGCGGUGUACACCCUGGACAAGUCGCCACCAUUUUCUACCGCUUGUCUUUGUCGGGAUCACGGGGGGGGGGGGUUGCAGUCCAUCUCAGCUGCAUAUGGGCGGUAGGCGGUGUACACCCUGGACAAGUCGCCACCUCAUAGCAGGGCCAACACAGAUAGACAACAUUCACACUCACUUUCACACAUACAUAUACAUAAACAUGACAUAUAUAAUAACAUGACAUAUAUACUAACAGCGUGUAUAAAAAACCUUGGAGGUGUUUCCAUGUUUAUUUAAGCGACAUAUAGGCAAAAUAAGGCGACUCCCAUUGGCUAUUGUAAGCGGACAUUUCUUAACAUUUACUAGAUAGUAUGUAUAAAAAAAGAAAAACGUGUGCUUGUGAAUAGGCAGAACUCCCUCAAAAAAGUGCAGUUCCCCUCUAACAAGUUUUAUGAAAUGUUCUGAAUACAGUAAAAUAAACCCAAAAUAUAUUUUCAUGGCAGAAGAAACAAUAAAUAUUAUUCUGGCUUCUUAUCUUAACUUCCGGUUUAUGUGACGUCAUCAGAGUUCACUUCCCGCUGUCGCUAUCCAUCCGUUUCCUACCGCACCUGUUCAACACGUAUUUGAUUAAUUAUUGGUUUGCUUAAAAAUAAUGUUAUUAAAAGAUGUGAGACUUAAUUUGCUCUAAAAAUGUUGGUCUUACUUAUAAAUGUACGUAUUUAGAUGUAUUCAGUGUUAAAAAAAAAUAUUAUAUGGCUCUCAUGGAAAUACUUUUUAAAAUAUUUGGCUUUCAUGGCUCUCGCAGCCAAAAAGGUUCCCGACCCCUGCUCUAUAUGAAGCACAACGCACCCUCCGCAAGAAAACUUUGAAAUACUGGACAUGAAUUAUUUGAAAUAACCAUGGCAAAUCAUAAAAAUGGUUUCCGACAUGUAUUUUAGAAUUCCAAACAAAUAUUAGUUAAUAGAGAGGAUUCUGGUUUGGGUAGAUUAGACAAUUUGUUUUCUAAUGUUAAAGACAAUGAACACAUUCCUAUACUUCAUGGGUGUCAAACUCUGGCCCGUGGGCCAAAUUUGGCCCGCCGUCUAAUUUAAUUUGGCCAUUGAGGCAAUAUCAAAUUAACAUUAGAGCUGGCCCACCGCUAUAACACCGCAUUCACCGCUAAUACUCUUACUUGCCAACCCUCCCGAUUUUCCCGGAAGAUUCCCAAAGUACAGUGCUCCUCCCAAAUUUCAUCCCGGAAAACAAUAUUGGGGGUGGGCCUUAAAGGCAUUGCCUUUGGCGUUCCUUACAACCUGUCGCCACGUCCACUUUUCCUCCAUACAAACAGCGUGCCGUCCCUGUCACAUAAAAUAUGCGGCUUAUACACUCACUCAAGUUAAUGCAAGGCAUACUUGGUCAACAGCCAUACAGGUCACACUGAGGGUGGCCGUAUAAACAACUUGAACACUGUUACAAAUAUGCGCCACAUUGUGAACCCACACCAAACAAGAAUGACAAACAGAUUUCGGGAGAACAUCCGCACCGUAACACAACAUAAACACAACAGAACAAAUACCCAGAAUCCCUUGCAGCACUAAGUCUUCCGGGACACUACAAUAUACAACCCCCGCUAUCACCAAACCCUGUCCAUCUCAAGCCUUACGCCAAAAAGAGGCAUUCAAUUUUUAUUUAAAUUUUGAUAUGCCAUUGAUAUUUUUGGAUUAUUAUUAUUAUUUGAAACCCGAUUGUGCAUGUCACUAUGAAGUUAUAUAAGCCUUGCUUGUUCAAUAUUCUAUGCAAAACUUGUUUGGGUCCCUAUUAAAAGGUUAAUUUGUUCAACCUCG